This is a messenger RNA of Entamoeba dispar SAW760, 321 nucleotides long. RefSeq lists its product as uncharacterized. Gene Ontology annotation, molecular function: aminoacyl-tRNA deacylase activity. Bases 1 to 321 code for a protein of 106 amino acids. The transcript has 3 exons. Lineage: Eukaryota; Evosea; Mastigamoebida; Endamoebidae. The record is from RefSeq and is a predicted model, not a curated record.
AUGGAUAAUUUUUGUUUUGUAGUGAUAGAAUUAUUCACUUUAACUACAAAAAUAAAUAAAGCAGAAAUGUGUGCCUGUUUAGAAAAAAAAAAAUUCAAUACAAAUACUGAACGUGAAAUUGUAUUUGAUAUGAAAGAAAUUUCAGAUGUUAAACUUUCAUAUCCCAAUUUAGAAGUUAAAAAUCUUUUCAUUCAUGAUGAUAAAAAACGAAAGUAUUAUCCUUUGUCUAUUCAUGGUGAUAGACAUGUGGAUUUAAAGAAACGUGUUAAAUACACUUUGUUUGAUUUGUGGUUGAGUGUCACCAGAUGGAAUAUUAAAUGA